Molecule: messenger RNA, 2452 nt
Organism: Spinacia oleracea (spinach)
Lineage: Eukaryota; Viridiplantae; Streptophyta; Magnoliopsida; Caryophyllales; Amaranthaceae
Product: protein NUCLEAR FUSION DEFECTIVE 4
Exons: 3
Coding region: 357-2123 (588 amino acids)
Cellular component (GO): membrane
Source: RefSeq, a predicted model, not a curated record
UGAUCCCUUCCCCGUCAACUUCCCAAAAAAAAAAAAAAAAAACAGUCCGUUCGACCAGGUUGGCAUAUUUUAUUUUAGCAUAUAAAUAAAGAACCAGGACCUACAUUGAGAUUGAUCUACGGUUUAAAAAAAUUAAAAAAAAUGAGUAAUAUAUACCAAGUUGAAGACAAUCAGUCAUACCGCAUACGAAGUGUUAAUCUACAAAAGCCGUACACCACAACUCCAAUGUCCCAUUUCUCAAGCGUAUAUUCCUAUCUCCUUCUCCGCGCCUCGUGCUUUUAGAAUUCCAAAAUAAAAUUGACAAAUUUUACAGAUUUUGAUCUGGCAAAAUCCCCCCAAAAAAAACCCCAUAAAAAAUGGGUGAAUUUGGUGAAAGACUGAAAGCAUUUAUCAACAACAGAUGGGUAGUAUUUGUAGCAGCAAUAUGGAUACAAGCAUGUGCAGGAAUUGGGUAUAUGUUUGGGAGCAUUUCACCAGCAAUAAAGAGCAAUCUGAACUAUAAUCAAAGACAAGUUGCUAGAUUGGGUAUCGCCAAAGAUUUGGGAGAUAGUGUUGGAUUUUUGACUGGUUAUGUUUGUGAAGUUUUGCCUUUGUGGGCUGCUCUUCUUAUUGGUGCUAUUCAGAAUUUGGUUGGUUAUGGUUGGGUUUGGCUCAUCAUUACUGGUAGAGCCACCCCUUUGCCUUUAUGGGCUAUGUGCUUUCUUAUAUUUCUCGGAACCAAUGGUGAAACAUACUUCAAUACAGCUGCUCUCGUCUCUUGUGUGCAAAACUUUCCAAAAAACCGAGGUCCAAUUGUGGGCAUUUUGAAAGGAUUUGCUGGGUUGAGUGGAGCAAUAUUGACCCAAAUAUAUGCCCUUCUUCACAGUCCUGACCAAGCAUCACUUGUCUUUAUGAUUGCAGUAGGACCAACUAUGGUAGUUAUUUCCCUUAUGUUCAUUAUCAGACCUGUCAAAGGUCACAGACAAAUCCGAUCCUCUGAUGGAAGAAGUUUCUCAUAUGUCUAUAGCGCUUGCCUUGUGCUGGCUGCUUAUCUGAUGGGGGUGAUGCUUGUGCAAGAUCUGAUUGAUGUCCGUCAUAGUGUCAUCAUAAUUUUCACCUCGAUCUUAUUCAUAAUCCUACUGUCCCCUAUUGUCAUUCCAGUCACAAUGGCUGUCACUGAAGAACCAAGAUCUUCGAUUGAAGAGGCUCUUCUUUCGGAACCCCAGAAAGAGGAAUCUGGAAAAGCAGCUGAAUCUGACACUGAAGUUGUAUUUAGUGAGGUUGAAGAUGAAAAGCCAAAGGAAGUAGACUUGCUUCCAAGAUCAGAAAGGAAAAAACGAAUUGCCCAGCUGCAAGCAAGGGUAGCCCAAGCAGCAGCGGAGGGAGCAGUCAGAGUUAAGAGAAGAAGAGGUCCUCAUAGGGGGGAAGACUUCACAUUAACACAAGCUCUCGUUAAAGCAGACUUCUGGCUACUCUGGUUUCCUUUUGUGCUUGCUUCUGGAUCUGGUUUGACUGUGAUUGACAAUCUUGGUCAGAUGAGCCAAUCUUUAGGCUAUGAUAAUACUCAUAUAUUUGUGUCCAUGAUUAGCAUUUGGAAUUUCCUUGGUCGUGUUGGAGGGGGUUACUUAUCCGAGAUUGUUGUCAGGGAUUAUGCCUAUCCGAGGCCAGUGGCAAUGGCUGUGGCCCAACUGAUAUUGGCAAUUGGCCACUUCUUCAUUGGAAUGGGAUGGCCAGGAGCAAUGUAUAUUGGAACUCUGUUGAUUGGGCUUGGUUAUGGAGCCCACUGGUCUGUUGGUCCUGCUACUGCUUCUGAGCUCUUUGGCUUGAAGAGUUUUGGAGCUUUGUAUAACUUCCUUACCUUGGCUAAUCCUGGUGGUUCACUCGUGUUCUCUGGUCUUAUAGCUAGCAGUAUAUAUGAUCGAGAAGCAGAGAAACAAGAACAGCAUCGCCAUCCUCAUGUUGGUUCGUUCCUUAAUAAUAUGCUUACUUUGGACGAACCACCAAAGUGUGAAGGUGCUGUAUGCUUCUUCCUUACUUCCAUGAUUAUGUCUGGAUUAUGCGUUGUUGCCAUUGUCUUGACCUUGACUCUUGUACAUCGGACAAAACCUGUUUACGCUGGCCUCUAUGGGAAACCACGUACCUAAUCUGUGGGACGGGUGGUUUUGAUUUUGUGAUUUUCUUCGAGCUUUUGCUAGAUUUCUCAUAAUGUGGGAUUUAAUGUGAUCAUUCUCUCCAUCUUAAACCUGCACACCGAGAACAUAAUCUCCCCCAAUCUCCUCUAUAUGCUGAAGAAACUGUAUACCUUAUUGUUGUGGAUGUCAUCAUGUUAAUGUUGUUUUGAGAUUGAAUGUAAACCAUUUUUUUUUUGUUUUUUUUGGUCUCUAGAUGUUGUAACAUAGAAUCUGUCCUCCAAUUUGUGAUACACGCUGGGAGGCAAAUAUUAUUAUUCGGAAUAAAUUAUUCUUUCUCCUGA